CGGAAGCAGAACAAUAGACCUAAUUAUGAUCCACCCAUAGCCAUUGGUAGCCGGCUGGCUUGUGGCAGUCCGCGAUCAUAAUCAUCAGAUCAUGGUAGUGCUCACAUGACGACACCGAAAAGAUUAUCAGAGCCAGCCAAUUUACCAACAGUGGAGCAAAGAUUUAUUGUAAUAGUCAAUUCGUCUACGAAGAGGAGCAAGGACAUAUUAGUGUUAACGUCUUAAAAGGUAUCAUUUAAAUAAGAAUAAUCGCGCCCUCGGAGUCAGCAACAGACUCCGGCAACCAUCUCACACCACAUUUGCCAUGUCGCCUUUCACCGUGGGUGACUACCUCGCAGAGAGGAUUGCCCAACUCGAUGUUCGCCAUCACUUCAUUGUUCCAGGAGAUUAUAACCUCAUCCUCCUUGACAAACUUGAAGCGCAUCCAUCCUUGGCUGAGAUCGGGUGCACCAAUGAACUUAACUGCUCCCUCGCCGCUGAGGGCUAUGCCCGUGGCCAUGGAAUUGGUGUUUGCAUCGUGACCUACAGUGUUGGUGCCUUCUCAGCCUUCAAUGGUGUAGGCAGCGCUUAUGCUGAGAACCUGCCUGUCAUACUCAUCAGCGGAUCUCCCAAUACCAACGAUGUGAGCCAGCAUAUACUGCAUCACACUCUGGGGGAAUAUGACACUACUUAUCAGCUUGAGAUGGCUAAGAAGAUCACUUGCUGCGCUGUACGCAUUCGUCAAGCUCCCCAUGCUCCUGAGCUCAUCGACCGAGCUAUCCGAGCUGCUCUCACACACCGAAAGCCCGUCUACAUCGAAGUGCCAACCAACUUGGCUGGCGAAACGUGUCUCCGUCCUGGGCCCAUCAGCUCUGUAGUCUCAGCUGUGCCAAGCGAUCAGCAUUCACUCGACGUUGCUGUGGCCAAGGCAUCUGAUUUCAUCAGCUCCAGGCAGAAGUGUGUCAUUCUUGCGGGGCCAAAAGUUCGGAGGGCCAUGGCGCAAGACGCCCUACGUCAGUUGGCGGAGGCGAUUGGAUGUGCUGUUGUGCUACAGCCUGCUGCAAAGGGCACAUUUCCUGAAGAUCACGCUCAAUUCGCCGGCAUCUUUUGGGGCCAGGUCAGCACGCUUGCAGCUGACACAAUCGUCAACUGGGCAGAUGUCAUCAUUUGUGUCGGUGCCAUCUUUACAGAUUACAGCACCGUUGGAUGGACGGCCUUACCCAGUGUUCCGCAACUGCUUGUCGAUAUCGACAGUGUGACUGUGGCGUCUAAACUAUACUGCAGCAAUGUUCAGAUGAGUGAGUUCUUGACCAGGCUCGCAGAAACAGUCUGCUGGAACGACACUACUAUGGUCGAGUACAACCGACUCCGCCCUGAUCCAACCUUGGGAGAGCCCUCUUGCGGCCCCGAGAGAUUGACGAGGAAGGAGAUUGCUCGACAGACACAGGUUUUGAUACGCCUCAAUCCUCAGACGGUCGUGUUUGCCGACACUGGAGAUUCGUGGUUCAACAGCCUUAAGCUGAGCCUCCCAUUCGGGGCUGAUUUCGAAAUCGAGAUGCAGUGGGGUCAUAUUGGAUGGUCCAUCCCCGCCUCUUUCGGCUAUGCCCUUGCAAGGCCUCGGAAGAGGAUCGUGGUCAUGGUCGGCGACGGAGCGUUUCAGAUGACAGCUCAGGAGGUAUCACAAAUGGUUCGCUUCCGAGUGCCCAUCAUCAUACUCCUUAUGAACAACAAAGGCUACACUAUCGAGGCGGAGAUUCAUGAUGGACUCUAUAACCGCGCUCAGAACUGGGAUUACGCACGCCUGGUCCAGGCAUUUGGCACUGACAAUGGGAAGGGACACGCGCUUGGUCUGGAGGCCCAUACUUGUGAGGAGUUCUCCAAGGGUCUUGAACGGGCCAUGGCGCACACAAAUGGCCCGACGCUUAUUGACUGCAACCUUCAUCAGGAUGACUGUAGCAGAGAGCUAAUUACCUGGGGGCAUUUUGUGGCGGCUGCCAAUACGCGAGUGCCGAAAAGGGAAUAGGACUCACUGGGAGCCACAGGUCUAGCACAGAUAUAGAUCAUUGUUGAUUCAAAAGAGAGAUCUUGCGUGCAGACUAUGCGGUAUUUGCAUCCUAUUAUAAGAUUAUAUUAUAAAACAUAUAUGGUUCACCUUUUUCCAGUGUAUUUUAGCUAAAGGAGAGCCUUUAUAAUAAAAAAUAUAUAAUUCAGUUCUAAUAACUUAACUUUUACUAUAAUUUACUUAUAGGUAUUAGCUAAGGCUAUUAUAUUAAUAUUAUUAUUGCCUUACUUAAAUAUAAUUAAUUAGC
Fusarium odoratissimum NRRL 54006 is the source of this 2288-nucleotide messenger RNA. Its product is annotated as pyruvate decarboxylase. Lineage: Eukaryota; Fungi; Ascomycota; Sordariomycetes; Hypocreales; Nectriaceae. The coding region runs from base 305 to 2002 and encodes 565 amino acids. The transcript has a single exon. Gene Ontology annotation, molecular function: magnesium ion binding; carboxy-lyase activity; thiamine pyrophosphate binding. The record is from RefSeq and is a predicted model, not a curated record.